AUGGAUGAUAAUAAAAGUGAAUCUAAGGUCGUGGGUCCUUCUGGUAGAAAGAUAGUAUAUGAUAAAGACGGAAAACCGUGUAGAGUAUGUAACACAAUGCUAGAUUUCCAGUUUGCUACUGGUGGAACUGCUGGAAAAGUUGCUUCAUCCUCUAAAAGUCCUGCUUCUGAAAUACCAAAUGGCUCAUAUGCGCGAAUUGAUCCUCCGGAUGUAGAGCAAUUGGGACGCUCUUCUUGGACACUCUUACACUCAAUUGCAGCUAGGUACCCUGAAGCACCCAGCACAACUCAAAAACAGGAAAUAAAGCAGUUCAUGACCAUCUUUUCUCAUAUUUACCCCUGUAAUUGGUGUGCAAAGGAUUUUGAAGAAUUCAUCCGUAAUAAUGCACCAAGGGUUGAUUCCAGAGAGGAAUUAGGAAGGUGGUUAUGCGAAGCUCACAACGAUGUCAAUAAAAAGCUUGGCAAGGAGGAAUUUAACUGUAACUUGUGGACUAAAAGGUGGGUUGACGGCUGGGAUUAA
Messenger RNA from Eremothecium sinecaudum, 519 nucleotides. It is a transcript of the gene ERV1, whose product is annotated as flavin-linked sulfhydryl oxidase. The transcript is spliced from 2 exons. Gene Ontology annotation, molecular function: flavin adenine dinucleotide binding; flavin-dependent sulfhydryl oxidase activity. Bases 1 to 519 code for a protein of 172 amino acids. The record is from RefSeq and is a predicted model, not a curated record. NCBI's taxonomy places the organism in Eukaryota, Fungi, Ascomycota, Saccharomycetes, Saccharomycetales, Saccharomycetaceae. Gene Ontology annotation, cellular component: mitochondrion.